Suillus clintonianus is the source of this 1663-nucleotide messenger RNA. RefSeq names its product major facilitator superfamily domain-containing protein. Gene Ontology annotation, cellular component: membrane. The transcript is spliced from 10 exons. Gene Ontology annotation, biological process: transmembrane transport. Gene Ontology annotation, molecular function: transmembrane transporter activity. The record is from RefSeq and is a predicted model, not a curated record. Bases 95 to 1663 code for a protein of 522 amino acids. NCBI's taxonomy places the organism in Eukaryota, Fungi, Basidiomycota, Agaricomycetes, Boletales, Suillaceae.
AUUCAAUACGCCCGGCUUGGAGAAUUUUGCUGUCUCUUUCUGUUUCUAUUAGUUAGUCAUCAAUACCAGGCAUUUGCCAGCUGUUUUCAGGACGAUGCCGCUACCGCUACCGCUCUCCCUCUCCCUGGAUGAUGGUGAACCCAACAGACUUUCUCUUACCCGCAAACUCAGUUUGCUAGUUAUGUUCUGUCUCACCCAAUUCUUGGAUACCUUGAAUGUCUCAGCUCUCAUAUCUGCGAUCCCUGUACUCGAGGAAUCCAUGGGUAUGACCGAAAUUCAAUCCACUUGGGUCUUUAGUGCAUUCCGAUUGACUUUUGCAUCAUUCCUGCUUAUCAGCGGCCGUCUCAGCGACGUAUAUAACCCAAAAAUCGUGUUCAUCGGAGGAGUAUCCAGUCUCGGAGUCCUCACCCUGUGCGCCGGAUUUGUUGUCGACACAAUUCCAAUCGUUAUCCUCAGAGCAAUUACUGGAAUAGCUUCUGCAAUGACCAUCCCCUCUGCCCUAAAACUCCUGGUAAGGGUAUUCGCCGAUCCACUCGAACAAGCUCGGGCAAUAGGGUUCUUUGCAGGCUGUGCUGCGAUUGGCAACAUGGGAGGUCUCGUAGUGGGUGCAAUGUUCGUCCAAUGGGCAUCUUACCACUGGGUCUUCUGGUUCAUAUCAUGCGCGGCUUGCCCGGUGGCUCUAGUUUGUGUUUUCAUGAUACCGUCACAAAUUGGAGAGACUGCGGGCGCUCUUAAGCCCAAAGGGGCGAAAUGGAAAACUCUUGAUUUAGUCGGCGUAGGCAUUUUAACUGUUGCUUUCAUCUUAUUCAUCUUCUCUGUUACAUCCGGUUCCACUGAUAGUUGGAAAUCCCCGAUGGUGUUGGUCCUCCUAAUCGUUUCAGUUGUAAUGAUGGCUGGGUUUUUCUACUGGGAAACGCUCUUGCCUGUGGAACAUGCUGUGAUACCACCCCGAACGUGGUUUUACAAUAACUUCUCUGUUCUCUUCGCCGUUGCACUGUUGCCAUCCUUCUGGUGGAACGCAGUGAUGUUGAUUUUUAGCAUGAUGUGGCAAAACGUGUUUUACUGGUCGGCAAUAUCGUCGGCUGUCCACAUGUUGCCGCUCGGUAUCGUAGCCUUGGCUGCAAGUUUAACCGGAUCACUUUCUCGCAUCGUCAGUCCGAAGUGGCUUAUUCUCACCGGUCUAUCAAUGUGCAUGACUGCUACCUUAUUGCUGGCGCUCGGUGGGGGGAAGCCCGAAAAUUAUUGGCCGUAUGUGUUCCCGGGAUUUUCGCUAGGCACCGCAGGAGUCAUGAUGACUUCUACACAUACGAACAUCGCUAUUUUCCAAUCUGCGCCUUCAUCCAUGGCUGGCACAGUUGGUGCCAUGUUUAACGGCGCGCUUCAAUUUGGAUCCGCAAUCGGCCUCGCUGCUAUAAGCUCAAUAGAGACAUCCGUUGAGGCCACACAUGGAGGUCCGUAUGAGUACACCGGACGAGCUGCGUCGAUUUGGUUCCUCUUUGGGGUCGUUGCUCUUCAAUCCAUUUCGAUACUGAUCUUUUACGACCGCAGUACGGACCACAAGCCGCAACCAAAGCAUGACAACCCCGUGUAUUCCACACAUCAUAACAUAUCAAAUGAAAAGCUCAGCGAUACGCACGCAACCACCAUGCCGGAAUCAAUUUAA